AUGAGUGCCUCGACGCCUGCAGUUUUCGCUGACAACCCUGUAGCCAGGCGGAGGAAGAAACACUGGAAAGACGAUGCUUUACUGGCUCGCCUGGGUUACAAGAGCCAAUUCAGGCGCGAGUUCUCGUUGCUCGAAACUAUUGCGUUUGCAUUUUCUAUUAUGGGAAUUAGCUCUGCCGUUUCCACAUCCUUCUACUUUCCUCUUGUUGCAGGAGGACAUGCGGGCAUGAUUUUCGGAUGGCUCAUACCCUGCUUCUUUGUGCUGUGUAUCGCUUGUUGCCUUGCUGAGCUAACUUCUUCGAUGCCCACCAGCGCUGGCCUGUACUAUUUCUCCGCGAAAUUGGCACCAGAGAAAUAUUCUGCGCUUGCAUCUUGGAUCACAGGGUGGGCGAACAUCACUGGACAAGUCGCCCUUGUCUGCUCUAUAGGUACUAAUGGAGUCUCUACGGCGGAUGCGUUCACAUUACUCGAAAAUAAUACAGGCUGGAAAAACGGUACCUUCUUAUCUUUCAAGUCCCAUAGUGUGACUCUGAUUCCUCUUGCAGAUGGCUGGGCGUUCUUGCUUGCUUUCACUGCACCAAUGUGGUGCCUGACUGGAUACGAUGCCGCUGCUCAUAUUUCCGAGGAGACAGCUGGCGCAGCGCGUUCAGCGCCGAUUGCUAUAAUGACAGCGGUUAUAUUCACCGAAGUCUUUGGCUGGCUAUUCCUCAUCUCAGCCUCCUACGCCACUACGUCAGUGGACGAUCUACUUGCAUCGGAGCUACCACUGCCUAUGGGCCAAUUAUUCCUGAACGCCCUUGGCAAGAAAGGAAUGCUGGCGAUCUGGUGCCUUCUCAUAUCCAUCCAGUGGGUAAAUGGUAUUUCGCAAGGCGUCGAUGCGUCACGCGUUAUCUUCGCUUUCGCCAGGGACAAUGCAUUACCUGGCUCGCGAUGGUGGAAGCAAAUCAAUCCGUACACGCAGACGCCGGUCAACGCCGUCUGGCUUGUCAUGGCAUGUACCAUCGUCCUGGGUCUUUUUGGAUUCUCCGACGCGGCAUUGUCUUCGCUUGCUGGAGCGACUGUGGUCGGGAUAUACACCUCCUAUGGGAUUCCCAUAUUCUUACGUAUCACCUCUGGGAGAGGGAAGCUCAAACCGGGACCUUUCUCUCUUGGAAAAUACUACAUGCCAAUUGGAAUCAUCUCAGUCGCGUGGAUCGCUUUCGUUGAAGUGCUCCUCCUGUUCCCAUACACCGAAGCUCCUGCGCCAAUAGAUAUGAACUACGCUAUUGUACUUGUUGCUGCCGUCCUUCUCUUUGCGUCCGCUUCAUGGGUGCUCUCUGCGCGUAAAUGGUUUACGGGGCCUGUACCGAAUGUUGAGCGCGACGACUCUGAUUUGGAUGUCACGGAGGUAGAGGUAGGGAAGGACGAAAAGCUGUAA
Molecule: messenger RNA, 1416 nt
Organism: Pleurotus ostreatus (oyster mushroom)
Lineage: Eukaryota; Fungi; Basidiomycota; Agaricomycetes; Agaricales; Pleurotaceae
Exons: 9
Coding region: 1-1416 (471 amino acids)
Biological process (GO): transmembrane transport
Cellular component (GO): membrane
Molecular function (GO): transmembrane transporter activity
Source: RefSeq, a predicted model, not a curated record